Molecule: messenger RNA, 2598 nt
Organism: Linum tenue
Lineage: Eukaryota; Viridiplantae; Streptophyta; Magnoliopsida; Malpighiales; Linaceae
Source: the annotation of a GenBank genome assembly
CCUUUCCCUCUGCGAUCUCUGCCUUUCUCCUUUCCUUCCUUCCUUCUCGUUUCUCAGUUACCUUUUCUGUUCCAAACUCCUUCUCCACAUUAGAGAGAUGGAGAGUCCCAUUCCCAUUUAGUCUCCUUCCUCCGAUUUUCUCUCUAUGAAGUCAUAACUUCCUCUCCUUAUUCUUCUCCCUCGCUAUAAAUCCUAAUUAAAACCCCUUUCUCUUCUUAAUCCCCACGCUCACCGCCUCCCUUGCUCUCCCCCAACAAACCCUUUUGCCUCCCGUUUCUUUUUUGCCUCUCCGUCGACGUACAGCGGCGCUAUGUUCACCGGCGCUGAUGGGUUCUACCCUGCUUCCGCCUCCGUCGGCUCUAACGGCGGAGCAAACCACUCUUUCUCCGCAUCCGGCAACAGUCUUCGCCACCUCGAUCAAGGCGGCUAUACCCUUCCGCUCGCCGGCGGCUACGCCUUCGGCGAUCACGUUCAGAACCCGUACAAUCAGGAGUCGCUCGAAUCGCUGUUCUCGUCGCUCAGCGUUUCCGGCGGCCGCAACGGCCGCGGCUUGAAUGGGUUUGCCCUGGAUGACAAUCUAGGCGGUGGCGGCGGAGUUGGAGGGGGGUUUGUUGCCGGCGAUGGCGUCAAUUUUAAUAAUCAUCUGGCUUCUUCCAACGGCGGCUGGCUUCAAAAUUGCGGCGGGUACGACGCCGACGAUCAAGGGUGUGCUCGCCUUUUCAAUCCACCCGCCGCCGCAAGGCAGAAUUUCCAGAGCAAUGCCGCUGCUGUCAACCCCGCCGUGCUGCGCUCCCUCGAGUUUCGUGAUUAUCUGCGUAGCCAGAUUUUAUAUGGGUCAUCGGAACCCGGAUUCUGGGACGGCGCCGUUUACCCCGCCGCCGCCGCCGCCUAUUCCAAUCCAUAUUACAACGACUCAAUCACGGGCCUCAACGGGGUCUCUUCCCGUUUCGAUUCCUCCUCCGCAAGAACCCUACCCAAGAGGAAUUCGAGUUCUAGUUUCAACAACAAGAGGCCUAAUCAUCACAAUAAUCAUCAUCAUAAUCAGGGCUCCUCUAACGUCGGAUUGAACAGCAGCAGUAGCAGCAGGAGGUCCGAUUUGCUGCAGGAACAGUCGAACCACACGUCUCUGGAGAAUUUCAGGGGCCAGAUUCUGUCACUGGCUCAGGACCAACACGGAUGUCGGUUCCUGCAGAGGAUAAUCGGGACCAAAAAGUCUGAAGAAAUCGAGAUUGUGUUUCUGGAGCUGGUGGACCAUGUGGGUCAGCUGAUGCUUGACCAGUUUGGGAAUUAUGUUGUACAGAAGCUCGUAGAGGUUUGCACUGAUGAACAGAGGACCCAAAUCCUGCGGAGAUUGACUAGAAACGAAUUCCAGCUCCUCAGCAUUUGUCUUAACAUGUAUGGGACUCGUGCUAUACAGAAGCUGUUGGACCAUGUUACAGUUCCGCAGCAAGUCUCUGUAAUUAUGCCUGCUCUUAGCCGUGGUGCUGUUGCUUUGACCAAGGACAUGAAUGGUCAUCAUGUCAUCCAGCAUUGCUUGAAGAGUUUCUCUCAUGAGGACAACAAGUACCUUCUGAAUGAGGUGGCAGACAACUGCUUAGAGAUUGCUACAGAUAAAAGCGGCUGUUGUGUGCUCCAGGUCUGUGUGGAAUACUCUCAGGGAGAGACCAGGGAUCGCCUUGUGUCCGAGAUCAUUUCGAAUGCACUGCACUUGUCACAGGACUGCUAUGGCAACUAUGUAGUACAGAACAUAGUGGGACUUAAGGUAGAGAAAAUCAAUGCGGCUCUUCUUCAACAGCUUCAAGGUGACUUUGUCAAUCUCUCAUGCAACAAGUAUGGCAGCAAUGUGGUGGAGAAGUGUAUGUCUGAGACCACAGAAGAGCAAUCUACACAAGUUAUGAUGGAGAUGCUUGGUAGUCCCAAGGCUUCUGUGAUGCUCGUCGAUCCGUAUGGAAAUUUUGUUGUCCAGACUGCAUUGGAGAUUACUCAGGCGAGGCGCCAGACACUAGUCCAUUCCGCACUAGUGGAGCUGGUUAGGAGGAACGUUCCAAUGAUGCGAAGCAACAUUUAUGGAAAGAAGGUGCUUGCUUGGUUCGGUAAGAGACAAUGGCUACACAUGUAGCUUACCAAAUACACAAGGAGGAGAUGGAAGAGACAGGGAGGGAGGGGGGUUGUUUGAUUUGCUUUGAUGGGAAAAUUUGUCUGCAGCUUGUAGGUGUCAUAAAAAUUGUUGUGUUGUUUUGUUCUCCUGUGGGUUCUGUUCUGUUGUUAAGAGUUUUUCAGCAUCUCUGUAUGUUUAGCUGUGUAGUGAUUUUGAUUUUGUCUGUCAGAAGAUCAUAUAGGUAGAGGGCUGCAAAUGGUAAGGAGGGGGUGGUGAUGAAGAGAUUGAUAAAAAGGGUUGUCAUAGUUCUCUGCAACUCUAUUAGGAAGAAGAAAGUAACCUUUUGAACUAAAAUGUACGAUUGGAGAAACCAAAGGUGGGGGAUUCUUUUUUGGCAAACUGUACAGCUUCUUUUGUGAUAAUUGCACUGUUUGUUUUGCCUUAUUUUCUCAUGGAAACAUACAAACAGGAGUCUCUGAUGGUGGUCUAUCUUUCAGGGA